Messenger RNA from Malania oleifera, 399 nucleotides. RefSeq names its product egg cell-secreted protein 1.1-like. Gene Ontology annotation, biological process: double fertilization forming a zygote and endosperm. The record is from RefSeq and is a predicted model, not a curated record. Lineage: Eukaryota; Viridiplantae; Streptophyta; Magnoliopsida; Santalales; Ximeniaceae. The transcript has a single exon. Bases 1 to 399 code for a protein of 132 amino acids.
AUGGCUUUCCUCAUCAGAUUCCUCGCCGCAGCUGUCUCGGCUUGCGCCAUCGUCACCUCGUCGGCCGCGGCACUGUGGCCGUUCGCCGCCCGACUGCAAGCAGACAAGUCGUCAGAGAGCAACAACUGCUGGGACUCGCUGUUCGAGCUGCAGUCGUGCACGGGGGAAGUCAUCACCUUCUUCCUCAACGGUGAGACCUUCCUCAGAGCCGACUGCUGCCGCGUCGUGCACACCAUCGAGCACCGCUGCAGGCCCUCCAUGCUCGAUUCCCUCGGCUUCACCGCCAAAGAGGAAGACAUCCUCCACGACUACUGCGACGCUGAGGAAGAAGACGACGACCAUCUCCGCCCGCCGCCUGAGAGGGAGACAUCCUCCACGACUACAGCCAACAUUCCUUAA